AUGCUCUCCAUUCUGCUGCCACUGCUGCUGGCACAGGGCCUGGCGGUACGCCAGUUGAAGUCCGGAGAUGGCCUGGAGCAUAAAGAUGGCGAAGAAGGAGGCUGCUGGAACUGCUGCAACACACCCAAGUGCAGCGGCUCGAAGUUUCUGGACUUCGGGGGCGUCAAUGUGAUCUUCGACGAAUGCACGGCUCUGCCUGGCAAGUGGAAGUACAAUGAGCAGGUUGUCAAGCCCGAGAAGACCAGCGCGAAGUUCUCGUUAGAUGCGGGCAGCUACAUCUGCCAAGAGAUCUGCAAAGUUUUGGUUGGCAAGGACGAGGAGCAUGGGAGGAGAUGGGAGACCAAGACCGUCUACCGCACAGGCGGCAUUGAGCAGCCGAAAUGCACCUACGGUUACAUCUUCGUCCACGUGUGA
Symbiodinium natans is the source of this 414-nucleotide messenger RNA. Lineage: Eukaryota; Dinophyceae; Suessiales; Symbiodiniaceae. The record is from the annotation of a GenBank genome assembly.